CUGUUCGUGGGAACUGGGGUGCCUUGGGCAAAGGGUCUCGGACUUGGCGGUAACCGGCACACAGCAGGAGCCGCCUAAUAAUCAUUUUUUGGCCAUCUGUUUCAAGCAGCCUCCGCUCCCGCUUCUCCAAACCGCCACCUUCCACCGCCAACACCAUAACAAUAUCACAACCGAGCAACUUAGUUGGCUCCUCAAACCACCCUCUCAUUUUGUUUUCCUCCCUAAAAGCCCUCAAGAGCUUCCACUUCCAGGUUCCAAUUCCCAAGUGAGGGUUUAAAUCUUGAUUUUUAGGUACUUUGUGUCUGAGGUCAAUUUCUCCAAGACUGGAACUUUUGCUCCGCUAAUCGUAAAAGAUGGCAGCUAGAAUUCUGGCAAAUCUAAUUGUAAUUGGCUCAGGAGUAAUGGCACGUGCUUUUGUCCAAGCGUAUCGUCAGGCACUUGCAAACGCAUCAAGAAGUGGUGCUGCUCAAGAAGCAGUUCAGACCAUCAGAAGAGCGAGUAAAACCAUGACCGACUCAGAAGCAAGGCAAAUUCUUGGCGUGGCAGAGAAUUCAUCGUGGCAAGAUAUCUUGCAGAAGUAUGAUACCCUGUUUGAAAGAAAUGCAACAAAUGGGAGCUUUUAUCUUCAGUCAAAGGUUCAUAGAGCCAAAGAAUGUUUGGAAUCUAUUGAGCAGAUGAAAGCGCAGGGGCCAAGUUAAGAGAGUCAUUUUGCUUUCGAGGAGAGCGUAACUCGAUGAGCCAUUCUCUUUCUGCUCAACUUGGGUCAUUUAGCAAGUGAUUCAAGGGUUCAUCCUUGUUUUACCUCGUGUUAUUUUUCACAACCCGGUUUGACAUUUAUAUCAAGGAAUGACACUGGAAUCUGUUACCUCCGCGGCUCCGCCUAACGCCACCACAUAAAUGCUGUGCCUCAGAUUCUGUCUGUUCUGGCUUGUGCCCAUUUGCUUUCCUCUGAGCUAGUGUCUCACGUCUUCUUCGCAACAAAGAUAGUUACUUUGUUGGAAAAGAGGAUGAAUACAAAAUUAGCCUAGAGAAUUUUACACUAAUGAAGUCGAGGAUCGAUCUUUAACUUA
Molecule: messenger RNA, 1070 nt
Organism: Coffea eugenioides
Lineage: Eukaryota; Viridiplantae; Streptophyta; Magnoliopsida; Gentianales; Rubiaceae
Product: mitochondrial import inner membrane translocase subunit PAM16 like 1-like
Exons: 5
Coding region: 354-698 (114 amino acids)
Biological process (GO): protein import into mitochondrial matrix
Cellular component (GO): TIM23 mitochondrial import inner membrane translocase complex
Source: RefSeq, a predicted model, not a curated record